Siniperca chuatsi (mandarin fish) is the source of this 9323-nucleotide messenger RNA. RefSeq names its product thyroid peroxidase (gene tpo). The transcript has 13 exons. Gene Ontology annotation, molecular function: heme binding; iodide peroxidase activity. Bases 6675 to 9032 code for a protein of 785 amino acids. Gene Ontology annotation, biological process: thyroid hormone generation; response to oxidative stress. The record is from RefSeq and is a predicted model, not a curated record. Gene Ontology annotation, cellular component: membrane. NCBI's taxonomy places the organism in Eukaryota, Metazoa, Chordata, Actinopteri, Centrarchiformes, Sinipercidae.
UUAAGAUAGAAUAAAAUACCAUUUUAAAAUUAGAUCAAAUUAAAUAAAAUACAUACAAUUAAAUAAAAUACAGUUACAGUACAGUAAUAUGUUGUAAGUUGCCCCAAAUGCAACAAAGGAAAUAAAAGUGCAGUAGAGAAACCGAUCAAUCAAAGGCACAGGAGAACAAUAAAGUUUUUCAUUUAGAUUUGGAGCUGGCUAGGGUUGGGGCGCAUUUGCGAUCAUCAGGAAGUUGGUUCCAUCCGUGUGCAGCAUUGUAGCUAAAAGCAGCUGGGUUUAUAUUCUUCAAGGAGAUCAGUGAUGUAUUUUGGCCUGAAAUUAUUGAGUGAUUUAUAAACUAGCAGCAGCACUUUAAAAUCAGUUCAAUCAGCCAGUGUAAAGAUUUAAGAACAGGAGUAAUGUGCUCUGUUCUCUUGGUUCUCGUUAGAACUCUGGCAGCAGCGUUCUGACUAGUCCACCCUGGAUAUAAAGGCAUGAAUGAAUUUCUCUAAAUCUUGUCUGGACAUGAGACUUCUAUGAGAUGAUAAAUUGCUGAUUUAGUUAUUGCCUUGAUGUGGCUGCUGAAGCUCAGACCUGAGUCUAUUGAAACACCAAGAUUUCUAACUUGGGUUCUCAUCUUUAUAGCUCUGGAAUCAAGCUGAGCAAUAACUUUCAUUCUUUCUUCUUUGUUGCCAAAUACAUUGAUUUCUGUCUUGCCUUUAUUUAAUUGACAGAAAUUGAAUUGCAUCCAGCUGUUUGUCUAAGUGAGUCUAAGGGACCAUAGUCACUUGAUAAAACAGCUAAGUAAAUCUGAGUGUCAUCUGUGUGAUUCCACAUGUCGCGGUGAUCUGCUCAGAUUGAUGGUCACCAGCGGCAACAACGUAGCCCCUGCCUUCGUGAAAUGAUCUGAACCAACCAAGGACUGUGCCAGAUAAUCCCACCCACUUUUCCAGUCUGUCUAGAAGUAUUUUAUGGUCCACAGUAUCAAAGGCUGCACUAAGAUCAAGCAGCACUAAAACUGAUGUUUUACCUGAAUAAGUAUUCAGACAAAUAUCAUUUAAUGCCUUGAUCAGUGCAGCCUCAGUGCUGUGAUGUUGCCUGAAGCCAGAUUGAAAUCUGUCCAAAAGGCCAUUAACAUUUAAAGAUAUUGAGGUUUCUCAAUAAUUUUUCCAAUAAAUGGAAGGUUAGAGAUGAGUCUGUAAUUAUUCAAAAGUGAAGGAUCCAAGUUGCCUUUCUUUAGAAGGAGCGUAACUGCAGUUUUCAGUGAUUUUAUAAAAAAAAGAAAAAGGUUUGAAAAAGGUGCUUAGCAGGGUGUCACAACAGCAGGUGGAUGAAUUAAGAUGCUUCCUCCAGAGUUUUAGUAUUGAUAGUGUUGAAUGAUGACAAUCUGGCCAAACAGUUUCUGUUGCAGCAGUGGUCUGAUUCCAUUGUUUGCCAUGGAGGAAUUUAUUGGCCACUGACCAAAUCAGCUGAUAGAAACGGAUCUGAUCUAUCAUUAGAAACUGACAUUUUAAAGACAACACAGAAAUGGUCAGAAAGGUUUACAUCCCUGACAGCCAUGCUAGAGAUAUCAACACCCUUGCUGGUAACCAAAUCCAGUGUGUGUCUUUGGUUGUAUGUGGGCCCCCAAAGAUUUCAGUUAGAUCACAGAAAUCCUUGGCAGUUUUGUCUUUGAGAUUAUCAAUGUGAAUGUUAAAAUCUGCAGUAAUGACAAGAUCUGUUGAGAUAACAGAAAGGAGUUCAGUAAAAUGGUCAACAAAAUUUGUAGAGGACAUCAGGGGUCUGUGAAUUGUUAACAUCUGGAUUUUUGGUGUGCUUUUCAACUCAGUGCAAAGCUAUUCAAAGGAGGCAAAAUAACUGUUACCACAUAACUGCUUGCACUGAAAUGAGUCUUGAAAUAUAGCAGCAACACCACUACCUUUCCUGUCAGUUGGAGGGGCUGACUCAAUGAGAACUGGUGCACUGCUACUAGUGUCCAGCCAGGUUUCAGUUAAAAGUGUUAAGAUCGUUAAUUAAAAAUGACUUGUUGGUAAGCGAUCGAAUUUUCAGCAGAGCUAGCUUUGUAGAAUUGGGGGGGGGGCUGAGCAGACUGAAUAUGGCAUGGAAUUUGUAACAUAUUAGCUGGAUUUGAUGACUGAGCACAGUGCACCAUUCUGUUUCUAUUGCCUAUCAAGACAGUUAUAAGUAAAGCUAGUUACCUACUAGUAGUUGGCAUGUUGGGUGGGGACUCUGACGCCCCUCAUGUUUUAAACUCUCUUCAGACGUGGGCUGAGUCGUUGGCUUUCCAUGUGGCCUUUUGCUUUGAGAAUUACUCUCAGUCGUUACCCUGCUGUGUGAAGAUGAGAGGUUAAGCAGGAGAUCCAGUGUCCUGCAGCAGUGGUGCAAUUCUGUUCUCAAGUUGUACACUUUGCUUUUUGAGUAGUUUGUGGCUAACUCUUCCUUUUGCAGCUUUCCAUGGCUGUGUGCUGCUAAACACAGGCGAGGCGCUCUGCCUGGAUGGUACUGCAGGCCAACCAAUGGGAUUGCAAAUCUCAGGGCGCUGGGCUCUGGCUAUCACUUGUCCUCCCAUUUCCCAAGGAAAUAAUUUAUUCUUAAGCUUUGCACUAAGCCUAAGAAGGGCAUGAUCCCUCACUGGCUUCCCACUGGUGAGUGAUCACAGGCUGCGUUUGAUGGGCACCCGGCCAAGCUGGAGCCGUUGCUGCAGGAGAUUGAAGGCUGACUUUCUGUGGUGAUUUUUACCCUACAUGUGUCAUUUUCUUUGCAUAUUGGACAGAAAUGGCAGACUGCCACUAGAGAAAUUUUAGCAGAAAAUAAGAACGUUGGCUCCAAUGUCAGCAAGAAACUGUAUCAAAUACUCAAUGUUUCAAACAACUUAAAAUUCACAUGCCAAAUAAAAGAGGUAUACAACACUGCCAUUAAAAAAUGUCAGAUUUUGCACUGUAUUUGAGAAACAUUCAACUGUGUGCCAUUGUCAGUGGUGCGUCAUUGCCUUGUGUCACACAUAAAAACAGUAAGCCUGGAAAUUGCACAAGAGUUAGCUCAAAGGAUUGAUCAUGACACUGAAUCGGUUUUGAUCAAACCUGCCUGAUGGGUUCAUUACUCACCUCUGUUUUCUCACUGAAGCAGUUAAUUAUAAAUUGGUGUGGUGCACUGAUGACAUUGGUGUGGCACGUGGUGAUACUAAUCGUAUUUUAUUUAGACAAAAAUGACAGGACAAUGGUUGUCAGUUUUCAUUAGGUGUACCUGCCCUAUGGGCUUGACCAGCCUUGGGAACCUCCACCCUUCUUGGUUGUUUAUUGUGUGGGCCAAAGGUUAUUAUCUUAUAUGUGAAUGAGUCAUGGAGGACACAGGGUAAUUUAGAACAACCUACAAGCUCUGAAUCUGUGACUGUUGCAUCCCACUGAACUCAAUUUUGACAUGAUCCUACCUUUGACUUGACUUCAUUUAAGAAAUAAAAAAUAAAUCUGAAUAUGUUGAACAUUCAACUGUCCAAGCAUGGUUCUAAUUUUAGUGGCACUUGGAUGCCUCACGUUCCAUGAAGCAGGAGAAAAGCUGAACCAAAUCCACCACAGGCUGUCUAAAACCAUUAAAUUCCUAGGAGCAAUACUGAUUAUAUGACCUCACUUGUAGCUAUGGCUCUGCCUGGCAGAUGUUACAUCUGCCAUACCCUUGUGUAAGCGUACGUAAAUUUAUCCUGAAGGGUUGAUUUGCCAUUCAAAAAACACUCCCUUUCUGAAGUGUAUGUUAUUCAAGAUCAGUAAAACAGCUGACCACUCAGCUUCUUCACUAUGAUAAAUUACAUGAUUAUGCAGCUCACUGACUAAUCUGAUAUCAUUUUAGAAAUAAAUAAACACCUUAAUGUUGGCACAUUUAUUGUAUUUAAUUUGUAAAGUGGCUUAUUUAAUUUUUUUUAUUUCUUUGUGCUUAAUAAAUACACUGAAAUUUGUUAUACAUUAUUUUAAGUCUGUGUUAUGAUGAUGUCAUAAAAGGUGUUCUAUUAUUAGAACUGCACGAAAAAUGUAAUUUCACUGACCAUCUCUAACCUGUAGCUUUGGUGAGCUGAAUACCAAAUUGCAGUAAGUUUCUGCUUUGACAUAGUGAUUUUUCAAAGGCAUCAUUAGGCAACUUGGUGGUAAAAAGAUGCCAGGGAGUUGCUGCUUAUUUCUGGUCCAUUAUUCUUAAACUAUACAAAAUGAUGUAACUUGGAAAGUGAAAGUCUUGGCAAGAAGCAACAGCGGUCAGAAAGAGGCUGUCACCAAAAGUGACUUAAGGACAUUUAAUGGGAUAUUGGAAAAACAACACAACAGACUACAGUGGCAUAAAUUACCAUAAAGUGGAUUCAACACCUCCUGACACAGUGGAAAACUGAACAUUGCUAAACUUACAGUAUUGCACUUUUAAAGCAUUGGAUUGUACUAUAUUGUACAGGUGUCAGGUAUUUUGUCUAUCCUCUAUAUAAAAAUAAUUAAGCAUACUAUUAUUUCAUAAUGGUCUGCCACCAGAUUGAGAACAAACUAUCCAGAUAUAUAAGUUUUUCUUCAGAUGUCACUGGCUUCAUUCUCUACAAAUUCUGAGAGUCAUUUGUUGAGAAGUUUGGGCUGAAACGGUUUUGCAUUGAGGCUAAAGCAGGCACCAUGACAACGUGCACAGGGAGCUACAACUGAGAUAGUCUUUGGCCCGCUGCUGAAGUCACUGCUGGCUGUUGUCACACACACAGCAUCAUGAAGUUGCAUCAGCACCAUGUCAAGCAUGAAUUUCAAGUACACUGCUCAGCUGUCAAUGGGCUGUGACUCUCACAGCUGACUCCACUGGCGGUACUGGACCCUGAAUGCUAACUGAAGUAUUUGUGUUGAAGAAAAGUUUCCAGGGCGACUUCAGGGCCGCUGCCAUGGCCUUUCUCACUGUUAGUAAUCCCUACAUGCUGCACUAAAACUUUGAAAAUAGGCUUGGGAGGAUGGAGGCACAGCUAAGGAAGCAGGACCAUGAACCUAUUAAAAAACUGCAAUGACUGUUGUGGAUACUUCUUUUGUUUUAACAAUUAUGUCCUUGAAGUAAAGUUUGACAGAAAGGUUGUGACGUGUGAAGUCCUAUCCAAUAAAUAGUUACACUCAAUAGUGUCAUUUUCAGAGCGAGGAUUUAAGCCAGGACUACAGUAUUCAGGGCUACAAUGUUUUUGACUGCAUCAUAAUAAUAAUAAUAAUAAUAAUAAUAAAUAAACAAUAAACUAGCACCAAAACAGAGUUUACAAAGUGAAACAGUAUACCCAGAAGGCAUUAUAACAACAGAAAUGCCAAACAAAACAAAAUUACAACUUAAAAACAAUGAAAAACAAUGGAAAUAAAAACAAAUGGAAACAAUAAAAGCAAGAAAUAAGAAGAAUAAGAAGACGACCUCACAUAAAGCAAGUCUAUCAAGAUGAGUUUAAAAGAAAUCACUGAUUCUGCGAGCCUUAUCUCCUCAGGCAGGCCGUUCCACAGCCGAGGGGCCCUGAUGGCAAAAGCACCUUUAAAGUCACCUUUAGAUUUAAGCCUCGACUUUGGAACAGCCAGAAGGGCCCCACCUGAGGAUCUAAGGCUGCGAGCUGGCUCAGUGGGGUCAACAUUUCUAUUAUGUAUCUAGGGGCCAGACCCACACAUGCUUUAAAAGUGAUCAGUAAAAUCUUAAAAUCAAUUCUAAAAUGAAGAGGGGAGAGGAGAAACCAGGAGUGGGGUGAUGUGACGGUGCUGACCUUUGAGGGAAAGGAGAGCCGGGCCCUGCGAGUAGUCCCCAAGCUUCUACUACAAAAUAUUUCACAAAGAAGCACACAUUUUGCUGUGCCACUUUCUGGUGUCAAAAGUACUGCGAAUGACAUUUACAACUUCAAUCUUCUUACACAACUGGCAAAAACUUGACAGACAGAAGAUUAUAGAAUCACAUGAACAAACAAAAAUAUGAUGGUGGUAUAAAAGGGUGCAGAGGGACGAACAGGACUUUACUAUAUGUUCAAUUUGUCCCAUAACCGGAGUCAUUUAUCUGUUCGAAAAUGAUUUCAUUUGUUUCAGUCUAAAGUUCUUUGACAUCUCUUUUCAUGAUAAUUUCCUGGUUGCAGUGACCUAUUAUUGUUAUUAUUUUAUUUGUUUUUAUUUAACCAGGAAGUCCGUUGAGAUUCAAAUCUCGUUUUCGAGGGAGACCUGGCCAAGAUAGUGCACCAUUGUUGAUUAGACUCUUGGCGAGCCAGUAAUUCUGAUUUUAUUCAGUUAUUGCACUUAUUGUCAGUUUUUCUGGGCCAACAUUGUCAGCUCACAUACCUAUAGUAAAAUGUAAAACUUUAGCUGAAAAUUAAUUUCCUCAAUCCUUAAUCUCCUACAUUGCACACCCAUGGAUGCAUUAUACCCCUGUAUAUAAAAACUGUCUAUCAAUCAAUAUAUGUGAGAGCGAUAAUGUAGUGUCAGUAUUAUCUCAUGUUUUUCUCUGGGAUUGUAGAGUUCCAGGUGGCUGAAAAAGGUUAUUUUUUAAAUCAGUCAGCCGAGGACAAGAGAAACGCCAUACCUCUGAGUUACUCUAGUGUGGGCGGGUUUACUUAACCUUCGCAAUGGGCUCCCUGCUUUAUGUGAAUAUAUAAGGACAGGUUCAGCAAUGCACACAAAACUAAGAUAUGUCUUUAUUGUUAUUGUUAUUAACAUUUUUGACUCUUCUCUUGUAAACUGUCCACAAAAAUGGCUUGUUAUUUCACUGUAAUUUUCCUUACGUUGCUCUGCAUUGUUCUUCCAAGUUUUUCAACUAAUGAAGCGAGACAUUUAAACUCCACAUCUGUCAGAGAAAUGCUUGUCUCCUCAUAUCAAGAAAGCCUUCAAAUUGUACAUGAAGCCUUUCUUCACUCCAGACAACGACGAAACACAUCCUCGUCUUCCACGAAUGUGUUUACAUUCCUUCGGCAAACUGAGCCUGAGACCCUGGAGAUUUCUCGAGCUGCAGAGGUUUUUCAAACAACUCUGCAAGUCCUAAAGAACAGAGCAAGACAGAGACAUAAAAGGGAUGUCACGGCACCAGAAUUGCUUUCAUGGGAGGAUGUGGAGCUGAUUGCAGAGCUGUCUCAAUGUCCUCCUGCAACACAUCCAACCAUCUGUCAGCACAGUCAUCUCAACAAGUACCGCUCUAUAUCUGGCCUCUGCAAUAACAGGCAAAAUCCUCUCUGGGGAGCAGCCAACACUCCCUUGGUCAGAUGGCUUCCAGCUGAAUACGAAGACGGAAAGAGAGAACCCAAGGGUUGGAACCGAGGACGGCUCCAUAAUGGAUUCCAGCUUCCCCCGCCAAGGGAAGUUAGCAAGGAAAUACUGAGGAGCUCUUCUAAAUGGAAAGAUGAUGUGUAUUCGCACCUGCUGGUGGAGUGGGGCCAGUACAUUGACCAUGACAUAAGCUUUACCCCUCAAAGCACCGGCAGUGCUGCUUUUUGGACUGGCGUGGACUGUCUGAACACAUGUGAAAACAUGCAUCCAUGCUUUCCCAUUGAGACAGGCGAUAUUAUCUCUGGUGCACAAGACUGCAUGCCUUUUUAUCGCUCCAUACCAGCCUGUUUCAUCAAUUUUGCGUCUGAUAUUGCACAAGCUCUGCAGCGACAACAGAUGAAUGCCAUCACAUCAUUCAUGGAUGCUCAGGUUGUGUAUGGCCACACUCCAAAACUGGAGAGCUUCCUCCGUGACCUCUCUGGCCUUAAUGGGAAACUUGCUGUCAAUGACCAAUUCAAGGAUCCCAAAGGAAGACCCUACCUUCCAUUCGUAGCCACUCUGCCGUCAGCCUGCCUACAGGAUCCGCACGGGGAGAGAGUGGAGUGUUUCAGUGCUGGAGACAGUCGGGUCAAUGAGGGUUUGGCUCUGACCUCUUUGCAUACACUGUGGCUUAGAGAACAUAAUCGAAUUGCAGAGGCAUUGAAACACAUGAAUGGUCACUGGAGCCCGGAGACUAUAUACCAAGAAACUCGAAAGAUUAUUGGAGCUCUGCACCAGAUCAUAACCAUGCGAGAUUAUGUUCCAAAAAUUAUUGGCCCGGAGUCUUUUGAACAUUACAUUGGCCCCUAUGGAGGAUAUGAUCCAACUACGGACCCCUCAGCCUCCAAUGUUUUUGCCACCGCUGCAUUCAGGUUCGGCCACGCUACCAUCUCUCCGAUCCUCAGGAGACUGAAUGAGAGCUUCCAGGAACAUGAGCACUUCCCCCACUUGAGACUGCACAACACUUUCUUCAGUCCGUGGAGAAUAGUCAAAGAAGGUGGAAUUGAUCCAGUCCUGAGAGGUAUAAUUGGAACUGAAGCACAAGCUGUUAGCGCAAACAUGCUGUUGACAGAAGAGCUAACAGAGAGGCUGGUCGUCCUUAACGUGCGGCAGCACAUGGACCUGGCUUCACUGAACCUGCAGAGGGGACGAGAUCACGCUCUUCCCGGAUACAAUGAUUGGAGAGCAUUCUGUGGACUGAAGUGCAUUAAAACACUGGAUGAUUUCAAAGAGAUUGUGAAAGACUUCAAGGUUGCUGAGAAGAUAUUAAAAAUAUACAAACAUCCUGACAAUAUCGAUGUAUGGCUUGGAGGGCUUGUUGAAAACUUGUUGCCGGGCUCAAGAACUGGUCCCCUCUUUGCUUGCCUGAUUGGAAAGCAGAUGAAGGCGCUUCGUGAUGGCGACAGGUUUUGGUGGGAGGCUGAAGGUGUGUUCACCCAGCAACAGAAGGCUGAGCUUUUAAAAGGUUCUCUGUCUCGGAUCAUCUGUGACAACAGCGACAUAAGGGAAGUCCUUCCUGAUUCUUUCAGGUUCAGGAAAUACCCCUCUGAUUACAUCUCUUGUGAUCAUAUACCAUCAAUGAAUUUGGAAGCUUGGAGAGAGGAGAAGAGCCGAGUUCCAGGCUUAGAACAGUGUGGAACUCCAAGAAAGAUAAAGAAUGGGGAUUUUAUUUUGUCCUCCACAUCUGGCAAACUGGUCGCUCUGUACUCCUGUUACCAUGGUUUCAAGUUAAAGGGUGCCACUGCAAUAGUUUGUGAGGGAAAUCGAUGGAGUGAUCAACCCCCACAAUGUACAGGGUAUCAUCAGUAAGUUGUUGACAAUGCAGCGGAUCCAGAAAUGCUUCAUAGUUUUAUAACCAAGCUCAGGGAAACAUUGCUAUCCUUGUCUCUAUUUAUCUAUAAUUCAUGAUUGUGUUGAUUAAAAGUUUGUUUUUUGAAACAUGGAAUAAGACACUUUUUAAAUUAAACUUUCUUAUAAAAAAUAUUUAAUGAUAACUGCUGUUAUGUUGUAACCUGUUUAACAUUUGGUAUACUUUUAUUCUCUUAUUAAUUACAGUAUGUUGAAUUUUGUUCAAUAAAAAUACAUACACACUAAACUGUA